GGCGGGAGCAUCGCGCGCCGAGCUUUUGUGUUCCGAGUCUAAUAUCUCACAUAUCAAUAAUUCAGCGCGAGAGAAGACGGACCGCGCGCUAUGUAUUCAACUGUGUGUCGACUCAACAAGGGCCUCGCUCCACUUGUGACCGUUUAUUCGUACCCCAAGUGAGGUCAGGGGAAGAGGCGCACAAUCUGUGAGAAAAGAAGUAAACUGAUAGGAACAGCAGAAAUUGCCUAAAAAAGAGGGGAAAUACACAUCCAACAUUCCGCUUCUGUCAUUUUUCAAGACUAUCCAAUUGCUUGGCUUCGUCAUACAGGCAUCUUAAGAAGAGAACUUAAGUGUACGAUUGUUUUGGUCCUGGGUUUUGAGGUGCAGAUUGAAGUUGCCGUGAUGCUGCCGUUUCUGCUGGGCACGUUGUGGCUGGCGUCGCUGGCCAGCGCACAGAAUGAAACUGAACCCAUCGUACUCGAGGGGAAAUGUCUAGUGGUCUGCGACUCGAAUCCAGCGUCCGAUCCAACCGGGACUGCACUUGGAAUAUCGGUGCGUUCCGGGAGCGCAAAAGUGGCUUUUUCUGCCGUCAGAAACACCAACCACGAGCCAUCGGAGAUGAGCAACCGGACGAUGGUCAUCUACUUUGAUCAGGUGCUUGUGAACAUUGGUAAAAAUUUCGAUGAAGAGAAGAGCUAUUUCAUCGCUCCACGGAAAGGGAUAUAUAGUUUUAAUUUCCACGUAGUGAAAGUCUAUAACCGCCAGACGAUCCAGGUAAGCCUGAUGCUGAACGGCUGGCCGGUGAUCUCGGCGUUUGCGGGCGACCAGGACGUGACACGCGAGGCGGCCAGCAACGGCGUGCUGAUGCAGAUGGAGAAGGGCGACCGCGCCUACCUCAAGCUGGAGCGCGGCAACCUGAUGGGCGGCUGGAAGUACUCCACCUUCUCAGGCUUCCUGGUUUUCCCACUGUAGAGGAGGACGGAACGAGCAGGAACGACGGAGGAACGGAGGGAGAGGGAGAUGAUGAUGAUGAUGGAGGGAGGCAUGGAUGGAAGGAUGGUGGAAAGAUGGAUGGAGGAAGAGCCACCUGGAUGAAGGACUAUUGCUUCUCAGCACGCUGGCUUGAGAAAAAGUGGAGAGGGAGAGAGAGAGAGAGAGAGAGAGAGGCGGGGGGAGAGCGAAUGACAAAGAGAAUAAUGAAAGUAGUGUAUUUAGAGAGUGAGAGGGGGAGAGGAGAGGCAGAUGUAAAGAUUUGUGUGUGUGUGUGUGUGUG
Molecule: messenger RNA, 1255 nt
Organism: Sardina pilchardus (European sardine)
Lineage: Eukaryota; Metazoa; Chordata; Actinopteri; Clupeiformes; Clupeidae
Gene: cbln1
Product: cerebellin 1 precursor
Exons: 3
Coding region: 385-954 (189 amino acids)
Biological process (GO): maintenance of synapse structure
Cellular component (GO): synaptic cleft; glutamatergic synapse
Molecular function (GO): protein binding
Source: RefSeq, a predicted model, not a curated record